AUGGACUUGGGAGAGCAAACAUCGUCAGCACCCGCACCACAGCCUCGCCUACAAUUCAUCUCCUCUCACCAGAUCCAAGGCUUUGCUUGUAGAGCUACAACCAAAGGGCCGCCCCCCACGAUUCCGAUUUCCCGCGCGCCCGCCCCAGGCCUGCAUACCAAUCGCAAUGCAGAUGACCUCCCCCUCGGCAACCACAUCCCGCAUGGGAGAGACUCAGAUGAGGGAUUCAAAAGAAGAGUUCAAGACGAGCCGAGAAAGGCAUGGAUGAAUCCCGGGCGCGGAGCAGGAGACCCCUGGUUCCCCGAAAGAAACCCCAUGCUCCCGUCCUUCAACCUCCCCUGCGGCAGAUCUUCAUCUCACCACCACCCAUCUCCCAAGUCGUAG
Messenger RNA from Colletotrichum orchidophilum, 384 nucleotides. RefSeq lists its product as uncharacterized. NCBI's taxonomy places the organism in Eukaryota, Fungi, Ascomycota, Sordariomycetes, Glomerellales, Glomerellaceae. Bases 1 to 384 code for a protein of 127 amino acids. The record is from RefSeq and is a predicted model, not a curated record. The transcript has a single exon.